Messenger RNA from Melopsittacus undulatus (budgerigar), 708 nucleotides. It is a transcript of the gene BSX, whose product is annotated as brain specific homeobox. Gene Ontology annotation, molecular function: DNA-binding transcription factor activity, RNA polymerase II-specific; DNA binding. The transcript has 3 exons. Lineage: Eukaryota; Metazoa; Chordata; Aves; Psittaciformes; Psittaculidae. The coding region runs from base 1 to 708 and encodes 235 amino acids. Gene Ontology annotation, biological process: regulation of DNA-templated transcription. The record is from RefSeq and is a predicted model, not a curated record.
AUGAACCUCAACUUCACCUCGCCAGUGCAUCCCGUCUCCGCGCCCAGGCCCACAUCCUUCUUCAUAGAGGACAUCCUGCUGCACAAGCCCAAACCCUUGCGGGAGGUGCCCCCCGAGCACUUCCCCGGCUCCUUGGCCUCUCGCGUCCCCCUCUUGGACUAUGGGUACCCCCUGAUGCCAACCCCGACCCUCCUGGCGCCUCACCCGCACCCUGCGCUGCACAAGCCGGAGCAUCACCAUCACCCCUAUUUCCUCACCACCUCGGGAAUGCCCGUGCCAGCCCUCUUCCAGCCCCACGCUCACGCCGAGCUGCCAGGCAAGCAUUGCCGUCGCCGCAAAGCCCGCACCGUCUUCUCCGACUCGCAGCUCUCCGGCUUGGAGAAGAGGUUUGAGAUCCAGCGAUACCUCUCCACGCCCGAGCGGGUGGAGCUGGCCACGGCACUCAGCCUCUCCGAGACCCAGGUGAAAACGUGGUUCCAGAACCGGCGGAUGAAGCACAAAAAGCAGCUGCGGAAAACCCAGGAGGAUCCCAAGCACCUGGGAAGCGAGGAGAACCGGGAGCAGAGCUCCCCCGAACCCGAGCUGCCAGAGGCGGCCGGCACCGAGCCCCGCAAGGGUCCUCCAGGCCCAUUCCUGCUCCAGGACCCUGAGGAUGAGGUGGACAUCCUGGAGGAGGGAGACCUCUGCGCCGGUCCCCAUCGCCUCUAG